Molecule: messenger RNA, 2587 nt
Organism: Paramecium sonneborni
Lineage: Eukaryota; Ciliophora; Oligohymenophorea; Peniculida; Parameciidae
Source: the annotation of a GenBank genome assembly
AUGGAAGACGAUGAUGAUUUUGAUCCAAAUGCUGAAAAAACUAUGUUCAACAUCAAAUAUUCAAGUAUUAAAGAUAUAAGAGAACUCAAUAAUAUAUAAAUGUUAAGUUUAAGAAUAAUGCAUAGUCCAGAUCUCAUUUCAAUGCAAGUAUUAAUAUUUCUUAUUAUUUAGGGAAUUGAAUAAUUUAGAUAACUUAAAUAAUUAAAUCUAUCAUAAAAUUCAAUCUAGACUAUGAAUCUUAAAACUUUAAAUCAACUUGAAGUUUUAAAUUUGUAAUCGAAUAGAAUCAAAGUAAUUAACUGUGAAGGUUUACGAUCUUUGAGGGUUCUUAAUUUAUCUUAUAAUUUGAUAUCCUUAUUGGGACCAUUAUAAAUUGUAUGAGAAUUGAACUUAUUCUAGUUCACACAAUAAGGCUAUUAACUGCAAUCAUUGGAUUUAAGAAGCAAUAGCAUAGCUGAUUUAAAUGAACUUAAAUACUUGUAAGGACUCAAUUUAUAGGAUGUGUUCUUUAAUAGUGAUAGAAGAAAGAAUCCUAUUUGCGAUAACAUAAAUUUAUAUUAUAAAUGUAUCAUCAAAUAUGUACCCUAAAUUAUUCAUGUUGACAAUAAAACUAAAAAUGAAUUCUAAGAAAAUAAUGCAGAUGCUUCUAAUAAUGUUACUUUUAAAAUACCAAAAUAGUAAGCAAAUAUUGAAAAAGAGGCAGAAAUGAGGGUAGAAGUGAUUUAAUUAUAAUAAAAAGUGAAGGACUUAACAUAAUAAAAUAAGGAAAUUAUUUAUAAAUUUGAAUGUAAUGAAAAAUAUUGGAGCAGUAAAUGUUCUAAUUUAGAGAGAGAAAUUAUUGAUUUAAAUAAAUUCAAUUAAGAAUUAAAUCAAGAAAAUAAAAGAUUUAGAAGAGAAAUAGAAUCCUUAAAUGAAUAAAACGAAUAUGAUAAGUAAUAAUAAAAAGAUUUGGUUAACAAAAAAGAAAGAAAAGAUGAAUUAAUAACUUAAUUAUAAAAUAAAAUAAGUGAAUUGCUUUAGUUAAAUGGUUAAUUAAGUAAAGAAAAUCAAAUCUUAAUUGAACAAUAAAAUGUUAAUAAAGUAAAAGAUUAAGAAAAGGAUUUUAAGAUCUCAGAAUAUAAAAUUUAAUUGAAAGAAGCUGAAAAACAAUUACAAGAAUUUCAUAAGAAUGCAGUAGAGCAAGCUAGUUAAACAUUAAUGAGAUAGGAACAAUUACAAUCAAAAUCAGAAUAAGUUAAUUAAGAGUAUAAAUUUGAUAUUAACUUAGAAAUCGAGCAUUAUAUUAAGAUAAUUCAUAAUUAAAAAGGAGAAUUUAAGAAUUAUUGGAAAUAUGUAGAGAAUGGGAAGUUAAAUUUGAAAGUUCUUAAAAAGAAAGUGAAUAAAAUCUUUAGAUUUAAUUAUAGUAAAUAGUUCAUGAAUAUGAAUAAAAGAUAUAAAUUUAAUCAAAUUCAUAUGAAUAGUAAUUACAGGAUUUGGAAACAGAAAGCAAAUUAAUGUAAGAUUAGUUAGAAAAUGAAUUUAGAAAUGUAUUUUAAGAAAAUAUGGUAUAAAUAUAAUAGUAGAUUAGGAAAAAUUUAAAUAAUUAAAGUAAUAAUUAGAUGAGAAAUGUCGUAUAGAAGUUUAAUAGAAUUAGGAAAUCAAAAUUUUGUAGACAAGAAUUCAAGAAUAGGAGAGCUUAAUAAAAGAAUUGCAAUCAGCUUUGAUUCGUUUAAAGAGAGAAGUUCAAGAGUUUUGUUCAGAAAAAGAUUUAGCAAAGAGAGAACAUUAAAUAGUUUAAUCGGGAUUGAAUAAGGAUAUUAAUAUACUUUAAGAAUAAUUAUUAGAAGCACAGACAAAAUUACAAUAAUUAGAUAGAGAAAUAAGAUUGAAAAAUGAUGAAUUGGUGACAGUUAAUUAAGAAAAUGAUAGAUUGAGAGCAUAAAAUAAAUAAAAAAUAUAGAAUGAAUAAUUAGUAGAUGAAUUAUAAACAAAUUUGACAAUAAAGAAUAAGAUGUUAGAUGAUAAAAACGAUACAAUUGAUGAAUUAAAACAAUAAUUAAAUUAAUUAAGAAAUUAAGAGGGAAAUGCUUCGGAGGAUUAUAUAAAAUUGUAGAAAAGAUAUGAUAGAUAAACAUAGAUAAUUGAUGAAUUGGAAAGUUAGUUACAAUAAAUAUAGGAAGAGUAUGAUUAGAAAAAUAAGGAUUUGAAAGAUAAAAAAUAAUUGAUAGCAAUGUUUGAAAAAGAGAUAGAAGAAAUAGAAAUAAAGUAAGAUAGGGAGAUUAAUGGAUUAAAAUUAGAAAUGCAAGAAAAAGAAGGAUAACUUGCAGAAUUAAUUAAGAUGUUGAAUAAUGCAAAAGAUGAGUUAAUAAAGAAAGAUGAAAAGAUCAGAGAAUUAUUAGUUUAAUAUUAAGGAAUAGAGAAGUAAUUAUUGAUGAUAGAUAAAUAAAAUGAAAUAUCAAUAAAAUAGAAAGAUAAACAAAUAGUUGAAUUAAGAUAGUCUUUGUAACAAAUUCAGGAGGAAUUGAAUUUGAUGAUUUAAGAAAAUAUCUAAUUGAAAACAAAGGCAAGAGAGAAUUUAUAAAAUUUGCAUAAAUUAUUUUAAUAAUGA